AUGCGAAAUCUGAAAAAGUCGCGAUGGCUCAAGCAGACGUGCAGCCAAGCAGACACCGAGAGCGCCUCCGUCGCCGUUGUCGCAGCCGUCUUUGUACUCAUUGCCUUCGUCGCCUUCUACCGCGUGUUCCUCCACUCUCUAGCUCACGUACCUGGGCCAUUCCUCGCAAAGUUGACCAGCCUCUGGCGCGACGCUGGGUACCGCCGUGGCAAAUGGCACGAGGAGAUUCUCGCGAUCCAUGAAAAGUACGGACGUGUCGUCCCAAUCACCCCUAACGAGGUUUCAGUGGUCGAUGAAUGGGCGAUGAAGAACCUGUACAGCCACGGCCACAAUGCCCUGAAGACCCCGUGGUACUCGGUCUGGGACCCUCCGCAGACGGCGCCUCAACUGUUCUCGGCGCUGGAUAAGAAGGAACACGGCUUCUUGCGGAAGCGCGUUUCAGGUGCCUACUCCAUGUCCUCGAUUCUCAAAUACGAAAAUUACAUCCAGUGGACUAACGCCUUUGCUUUCGAUGUUGUGGGCGAGCUGGGAUACGGAUCCCAACUGGACAUGCUGAAGACUGAAACCGACGUCAAUAACCUCAGGCAGAAUAUCUUCGAUGUCUUCAAGCUGUUGUCAUGCAUGGGGCAUUUUCUAGACCAACUGUGGAUCUUGAACAACGCCGCGGCUGCUAAACUGCUCGACAUUUUAGGCGGAGCGCCACCAUUGCUACCCUUCCGCAACAGGACCUUCAAGCAGGUACAAGAUCGACUUGACCACGUCGACGAAGUCAAGCGGGAAGACAUGCUUCAGCAUUCCUGCCGGAUGAAAGAUGCAAAAGGUAACCCUGUGAAAGUCGAAGAGGUAGUCAUUGAAGCAAUGAAUCUCAUCGGUGCUGGUGCAGAUACCACGUCCAUAGGGAUGCUAACAUACCUGUUCUAUGUAGUGUCAAACCCUGACUGUUACCGGAGGUUGCAGAAAGAAGUCGAUGCCUUCUACGAGGACAACAAGCUCGAUAGCCCAUUAACAAUGCUACCUUCCAUCGUCUUCCAACUCCUCCGACAUACUCCGCCCAACUUUACGGUCCGAGGCAUACACAUCCCCGUGGGCACAACAAUCGGGAUCAGCCCCAUCGCCCAAAAUAGAGAUAAGGAGAUCUGGGGCCCAGACGCCAAUAAGUUCCGACCCGAUCAAUGGCUCGAGGACGAGGAAAAGGCUAAGCUGUUUGAAAGCGCUACCAUUACAUUUGGAGGCAGUGGCCCGAGGAUGUGUGUUGGCCGCAACAUCGCGCUGGCUGAACUGCACAAAUUCCUGGGACAGUUCGUACGCAAUUUCGACUUCGAGUUCGUAAACAAAGAUCAGCCGUGGACGAUUACCACUUUCUGGUUCGCGUACCAGAAGAAUCUAAUGAUGAACAUCAAGCCACUGCUAGCAAGAGUCGAUGUACAUCAGAUAAUACAUAACUGGUCAUUGUGA
Trematosphaeria pertusa is the source of this 1455-nucleotide messenger RNA. RefSeq names its product cytochrome P450. The record is from RefSeq and is a predicted model, not a curated record. The transcript is spliced from 7 exons. Bases 1 to 1455 code for a protein of 484 amino acids. Gene Ontology annotation, molecular function: iron ion binding; monooxygenase activity; heme binding. Lineage: Eukaryota; Fungi; Ascomycota; Dothideomycetes; Pleosporales; Trematosphaeriaceae.